UCUGAAAUGGGAUCAAUUCCAGCUCCUGUAUCCCAGGCCAAGGAAAGGGCUGGAUGUUCGGCGGGAGUGGGGAGAAUCCAGAAGCUGGCGGGCGGUGGCGCCUUUGUCCAAAACCCUGAUGUCAUUGCCUUAAGACUAGCUCCUUCCCCCGUCCCCUAGGUUACGACGCUAUUGCGUUACUUGGGGCGGGGUCUUGCCCCCAAGGCGUCCUAACUUCCGGCGCGGUGGACGCCAUCUUGAUAAAAGCCCUCGCUCUCGGCCCGGGCUUCAGCCAAGCCGUAACCCUUCACGGCCACUCUUGGUCCCCGCCGGAAGCUGACGUCGACGGACGCGAAAACGUGCGCACGUGUGGCCAAUAUGGAGGCGUCCUUGCGCCUUAUGGUUGGGGCUCGCCGGCUGCUGAGGCGGUCCGGACCUGGGCUGAUUCUACGGAGGCUGCGGCAUAAAAAAAAAUGGGCCUCCACAGAGCCAAAGUUCUCUUCUACCCGGCUGGCCCUACAGAAUUUUGACAUGAACUACAAGGUACAAUUUGGAGACUUGUGGCCUUCCAUCCGGGUCAGCCUCCUCUCAGAGCAGAAGUAUGGAGCCCUUGUCAAUAAUUUCUCCACUUGGGACAAAACAGCCUAUGAGUUAGAACAGCUCAAGGCCAAAGAUUUUGUUUUGGAGGCACAGAGAAGAGUUCAGGAGAAGGCCUUCCCUGAAGACCCCAGUACUCCAGCCCUUCCUCCAGAGCUUGAGACACUCCCCUCCCCAAGAGCCCCCUGGCCCUACAGCCCUAAUCUGCACUGCUACACGUUUACCAGAGGGGAUAUCAGCCGCUUCCAUCCAGCCAGGGUAAGCAGCCUGGGCCUCCUCGACUACUACCUCAUGGAUGCUUCCUCCUUGCUGCCUGUCUUGGCUCUAGGGGUGCAGCCUGGUGACACCGUUCUUGACCUGUGUGCUGGGCCUGGUGGGAAAACUCUGGCACUGCUCCUGACCGGCUGCUGCCGCCACCUGGCAGCUAAUGACAUCUCUACCUCUCGAACCAGGAGGCUGAAGCAGGUUCUACACAGUUAUGUACCCCAGGAUGUGAGCCAGGUGCGGGUCACGUCCCAGGAUGGCAGGAAGUGGGGAGACCUGGAGAGGAGCACAUAUGACCGGGUGCUGGUGGAUGUGCCCUGCACCACCGACCGUCACUCUGUCCUGGAGGAAGACAACAACAUCUUCAAGCGCUCACGGAAGGUGGAACGCCAGAUGAUGCCCAUGCUGCAGGUGCAGCUCCUGGUGGCUGGCCUCCUGGCCACCAAGCCCGGAGGGGUGGCUGUCUAUUCCACCUGCACCCUCUCCCACCUGCAGAACGAGUAUGUGGUCGGCGGGGCCAUCGACAUACUGGCCAAUCAGUACCAGAUUGACGUCCAGGUGGAAGAGCUGAGCUCCUUCAGGCAUCUCUUUCAGGACACCUUCUCCUUCUUCCCGUCCUGCCCCUUGGGGGAGCUGGUUCUCCCUGUCUUGUGGGCCAACUUUGGACCCAUGUACUUCUGCAGGCUGCGUCGGCUCACUUAGCAGCUCACCGGAGCCCCCUGCAAAAUGUCCCAGUGGAUUUCCAGUACGGGCCCCUCAUGGGCCUGGGAGAGAUGGAGGUGUCUUGUCCAAGGGGGUGACUGGUGAGAGGAAAUGGAAGAACUCCUCCCCCACCCAACAGGGCUUCAGUCCCUACUGAAGAUGUGGCAGCAGAGGAGGGGCAAGGCCUCCUCCCUGUCCUGGCUUAGGGACCCGGACCACAGCGGUUUCUGGCCAUGGGCUCCAUUUCUCCAGAUUAGAACUUUUCUUAUUGUUUGGGGGGGAAGGUGGCAAGUGGGUUCCUCUCCCAUCCUGGUGUGUUACCAGAAUGGAGGCCCCUUCAGGGCGAAGACUCUGUCAUUAAUCCUGGCUCCCCUAAAGCCUAGGGACUUAAUAAAUACAUAUUGAUUGA
Molecule: messenger RNA, 1951 nt
Organism: Monodelphis domestica (gray short-tailed opossum)
Lineage: Eukaryota; Metazoa; Chordata; Mammalia; Didelphimorphia; Didelphidae
Gene: NSUN4
Product: NOP2/Sun RNA methyltransferase 4
Biological process (GO): rRNA methylation
Cellular component (GO): mitochondrial large ribosomal subunit
Molecular function (GO): RNA methyltransferase activity
Source: RefSeq, a predicted model, not a curated record